Molecule: messenger RNA, 2998 nt
Organism: Microdochium trichocladiopsis
Lineage: Eukaryota; Fungi; Ascomycota; Sordariomycetes; Xylariales; Microdochiaceae
Exons: 1
Coding region: 176-2782 (868 amino acids)
Source: RefSeq, a predicted model, not a curated record
CAUCGAACCAUUGGAUUGGACGUGAGUUAUCGUGCCCAUCAUCAUCCAAUUGCCCGCACAACCGCCACUACGCUGCCGUCCGACUACCCAUCGGCACCGCGUUCGAGCCGCACCAACCCGGUAGCCACAGUCCGUCUCGCGCACGCGGCGACAUGCCGGCAACCUACUGCGAGCGAUGUGGUCUCGGACGGGUCAGAGGCAAUCCUCUUGCCUCUGCAGAGGCUGCAUCCAUUCGGCGAAGACGGUAGCUCGCCGCUCAACGACAGCCGCCACAAGGCGCCGCAAGGUCACGGCGACGGACCUCUUUACCGCCUGCUACACGACGAUCCUCGGUACCGCUGCCAUAAUAGACGCCCAAAACAAGGAAUUCCGCAAGCAGGACCUCGAUGACAAGUUGGAAAAGGCAAGGACCGCUGUCAACAAUCUCACCGCGCAGAAUGCCACCGCCCUCGCCGAAAGCGCCGCGGCCGCGGCGUCCAGCCGCCAAAGCUCAACCGAUAUCAGCUCCGACUUCCUGUCCAGAAUCCACGGCCUUACAAUAUCUCAGCAGUGUGCUGCCAUCUAUGGCGAACAAUGGAAGUCUAAUAGAACGACCACCUCGGGUCAAACUCGCAUCGACUGGGCAGGGAUUGAGAAGGCUGUCGCCGUCGAGCACCAUGAUCCUAGAAUCAAGCUGAUAGAGCCGACAUCUGCGGAUCAGUUGCUCCAAGUUACCACUACGGUCAUUGACUUGGUGGAAGCGCUCGUGGCCAAGGUCGAACGGCCUGCAAAAAUGGGGUUGCAGGAUCAGACUGUGCAGUCAACUAUACUAGCAGACGCACACGAGCAGCAGGUCUGGCAAGAACUGCAAAGCGCGCGGAUCAGCAGCAAAUAUCCCAGCUACGAAUUCCCCCAUGGCAAUCCUGAGUUGUCCGCAGACGUUCGCACAAACCUGCGAAAGUCCCUCGUGUCGGCAAUGGACGGCGCUUUAACUCCGAGGGAGAUGGUUGCCAGGGUAUGCUAUAACCUCCUGGUGUCAACUGCGCCUCCCUCAAUCACGAUAUACAACACGCUGAUUGCUGGUUUCAACCGUCUCGAGCGACCGGAUCUUGCUCAGAGCGUCGUUGACACGGUGCUGAAGAACACGGCCGGACCAGAUACGCAACAGACUACGCUCUGCCUUCUGAAUCAUUUCCGCGGCACCAAUAAUCGUCGAGGCGUGCGUAGGAUAGCUCAGCGCAUGCGUGGCGUUUCCGGCUCUUCCCUCCAUCUCGCUGAGCUGUCUGAGCCUGAGCCAAGUGCUGUGACUUUCGAUGGGUGGCUUCAUGAUCAGGCUCCCGUCGAAAGGCGAUCCAACAUGUACUUGAAGGCUGCUCCAACCACGAGCUUGAGCUACGAUACCUUAAUUCGUACUUGGCUUGAAGUCAGUGAUACCGAUCGCGCAGCCAAGAAAUUUGUGGAGUGUAUACGGCACGACGUGCGGAUAGAUCCGCAAACAAUACUUCGGUUAUUGCGGGAUUGUGUUGGGGCCUUGGACUCGAAAGCGGCACGAAAACUCGUCCAAGGUAUCGCGAAGCAUACUAGUACAUUCAUCGUCAUGAUCCGACAGCUCGUACUCGAUGCGCCAGCCUCGCUAUCGCUAGCCAUCUUUGAUAACUUGUAUCAGCUGCUUGAGCUUAGCUGGGACACCACUAUCUACAAAUCCGGGCGCACCAUGGACGGCUUCGUCGACUUCACAACCAGAUUCAAGCCUUGGGUGUUCGCUCGACGACUGCAACUCCAAGCCCGACAGGCAAUAUCCGAAGCUGACGCAAUCCUCGACGCUUUUGCUGUUGACCGGCCCCUCCUGAACCGGGUCGAGGUGGCGCUGGAGUGUAUAACCCCAAGUGCCACCUUGUCGCAAAACAGCACACUAUGGCAAAGAGCAGUGACGCUGUCUGCUGUGCAGUCACAUUUUGAUCAUUUGACCAGCAAGACCAUCCGGCUCAGCUCACAGGUGCAGCACUUGGUGAUCAAGUACAAGACCGGGGUCGACUUUGACCCAUUUGGGGAUCUCGAUUCGACUAGGGUCCGGGAGAGAGCUCGGCAGCUUGUUCUUGCUGAUGCCCUUGAUCAAGUGCUCCUCCGAGACACAAUGACUGCCAGAGAAGUCAAGGAAGACUUGGUAGCAGGACUUCCAGAUGCCCAACAAGCCGAUGCUUUCAAGCAAGCUGGGAUUGCAGGAACAAUGAGUAUUGGCAACUUGACCCGGUUCUACGGCCCGCGACAACGUCAUCUCGCCACUGCAAAGGCAUAUACACCACAAGAUAAUGCAGUUGCCACGCUGCAGGCCUCGUUCACCGACAGGCUGCGAUCUGUCAAAGCCCUCCUGUAUGGUUCCUUGUGUUCAAGGCAGCACAGACUCUUGACUUGGAAGUACAGCGACUGGAAUGACGUACCUUUGAAGCUUCUAGUAAAGAUGAAUCUACAGAGGCUCCCAAAGCCAAAGGGAGCAGGCCUGGCUCCAGGCAGGACCUCGAGGCCGGCAGAAGCCGCUGGUGGGCAUAUUGACAAGGCCAAAGCAACGGAGUCAAGAUUGAAGCCAAAUCCCACACCGAAACCUCUACCCGCAGGUAUUGAGGUGUCGCCAAUAGGACUUGACAUUCGGAGGACAUGGAACCCGCCACCGAGGAAAUCAUGGGCUCAACCAACAGAGUCUGCGGGGACGCACAGAAAGUUCUAUAUCGACCCAUUGCACCAGUCGUCAGACUCGACGCGGAUUGUGACGAGCACAGACUCGGGCAGGAUGUCUGCUACGGCCUGAUGUAUACUCGAAAUCGGAUUGCGUACGCGUGCAUCCAUUGUACAAUACUUUCAAGCAUUUAUAGAUUCCGCGGCUGUGCAUUUUGACGAAGCAUGAGAUGGGUCGCAUUUGGGCAUGGCGGCCGGGCGAAUCAUACAGGAAGACCUUGUAUUCAGCACAGGGAUGAUACCAUCAAAAGAAUAGAGUUCGGGGCCACAACGAUCAGCUCAACCGUGU